AUGGCCGCGUCGCAGCCGGGAUCGAGGCGCAUCAGCGCGGUUAGCAACAGCAACACGGAACCGUUCCCCUCCAUGCCUGAGUCGCCCGCAGGUCCCAGCUCUAACAAUGACAACACGACGACGACGACAACGACCACCACGGUGCAUGGGCCAACAAUCACCACAACAAUCCACCGCGGCAGGCCCUACACUAUCACCUCCACCCAGCCCACGAACCAGACACCUGCGUCGAUUGUAUCUGCGCCUGAUAACUCCGUCACUACUACCUCGGCCGGCCCAGCCACGACGCGAACGACGCUGCUCACUCCCUCGCAAACAAACAGGACCAGGCCGAUUAGCAUCAGAAGGUUGCCAUCGACAAAUCUGCGCGCUGGUUAUGAAGAGAAUGGGUCAAGUCUACCACCGAGUCGGUCAGCUUCUGGUCGAGGACGCAGCACGUCUGCGCCUCAACCCCCACAUUUGACGGUUCCCGGGUCGAACAAUUUGACCAGGCAAAGCACCAGACAGUCCAUGUUGCCUACCGUGGCUGAAAAUCCCCAAGCGGCAGGUGACGCCAUUGUGGAUCGGGAGACAAUGAACGAGAACGUGAGAGGCGGUGUCAGCCGAAGGAGAAGUGUCAGUAACACUGCACGGUCUAUCAUGAGCAGGUUUAGCGACACCUCCAGAGAGCGGCAAGGACCCGAAUAUGAGUCGGAGGUCGUUGAUCUGCUGGAUGUGCUUGAUCCCGAGGUUUCGACAUUGACGACCUUGAACAACGUACAGAAUUCGUUGUUCGUGCCAGAUCUUGGUAGAUGGGUCAACAGGAGACCCACAUACAAUCUCAGUCGCCGGACGACCCAAACACGGCGGCCAGAGCCCGUUAAAGAGGAAACCGGCAUGGCUCCCAUCCAGAGACAGCCGACGGGCACAGAAGAGCCCGCGCCGGAGCCGUUGGAGGAGGAUCUGGCGCCCCCAGAGACCAUGCAAAGGACUUGGUCAUGGCAACGUAGACCCCAGAUCGAACGCUCCCACAGCAUUACUUCAGUUGUCACAGACUCACAUUAUGCUGUGCUCCCGCAUGGCGUGUCACUGGAUGGAUGGAGUGAAGAGGAUAAAGAGGCCCUCGAUGACCAUGUCCGACAUAUGCUGCACUCGAAACGGUCAAAAUUCAAGCAGCGAAUGAUAGCCUUUGGGAAGUACAUCCAAAAACCACUCGGAUUCUUUGUCUUUCUUUACGCAACUUUGAUCACACUCUUUGGUCUAGCUUGGGUCCUCUUCCUGAUCGGUUGGAUCUACGUUGGAGACCGGAAAGACUACAUCACGAACGUCAUUGACAACGUGCUGGUAGCCCUGUUUGCGAUCAUGGGUGAUGGUCUCGCGCCGUUCCGCAUGGUAGAUACCUACCACAUGAUUUUCAUUGCUCACUAUCACCACAAGAGCUGGAGACUACGGCGAGAAAGGGCGCUACCGAAGCUCCACGACCAUAAUGAUUUGCCUGCACAGCGGGAGAAGGAAGCCGACCCAGAAUCUGCAAAGCCGGAGGACUCUGAAUUUUCCGUCUUGAACCCCAAACAACAGCAAAAGCUCAUCCACCACCAGGCCAAGUUCUCGAAAUCGCACUCUUUCUACAAGCCACAUGAGACCGGAACCCACUACGCGUUUCCGCUCCAUCUGCUCGUGGCUAUUGUCGUACUACUGGAUUGUCAUUCGCUUUUCCAGAUUGCUCUUGGCACCUGUACCUGGGCUAUCGACUAUCGUACGCGCCCACAAGCGCUGACAGCCACCAUUCUGUCGUGCUCAAUCACCUGCAACAUCACCGCGGGUAUACUGAUUUCUGUCGGAGACCGGAAGACCAGAAAGAAGGAUGUUGCAUUGAGGAUGCAGAGACAGGCGUUGACCCAGACGGCCAUCGAAAAGGUGGAGAAGCACAAGAGGGAGCGUGAGCAACAAGCUGAAGAACAAGCACAUCUCACCGAUGCGCCCCGCAACUUCGAGGUUAUUGACGAGGAGACGACCACCGACUCGAAUUUCCCCAGUCAAGUAAACUCGAGGACUCAUUAG
This is a messenger RNA of Cladophialophora carrionii CBS 160.54, 2040 nucleotides long. RefSeq lists its product as uncharacterized. The transcript is spliced from 4 exons. Bases 1 to 2040 code for a protein of 679 amino acids. NCBI's taxonomy places the organism in Eukaryota, Fungi, Ascomycota, Eurotiomycetes, Chaetothyriales, Herpotrichiellaceae. The record is from RefSeq and is a predicted model, not a curated record.